AAUGUGAAAUUUUAGAUCAACUCACCGAACGUGAUAGAACUGGUGCUACAGGAACACUAGAAUUUAUGGCACCAGAACUAUUAGCCGUUGAUGAAAGAGGUCGCUAUCGUAAAGAAUACUCUCAAAAAUCUGAUAUGUGGUCACUUGGAAUGGUACUUUAUUAUUUAUGUUACUCAAAACUUCCAUAUCGUCAAAUUGAUGACGUUGAUCUUUUGAAACAUGAUAUUAUAAAUUUUAAAAACGUAUCAUUUCCAGAUAAUGGUAUGACUAGUAAUCGUAGGAUUUCUAGUCAACUUAGAAAUUUAAUUACAUGUUUAUUGUCUCGCAAUGCUAAAAGUAGGCCAUCAUGUGAUGAGAUUUUAAAAUCUUUUGGCGACAUGCGUUCCACUUUUGUUAGUAUGGAGACCAUGAACAUUUAUGAUGAG
This is a messenger RNA of Racocetra persica, 425 nucleotides long. The record is from the annotation of a GenBank genome assembly. Lineage: Eukaryota; Fungi; Glomeromycota; Glomeromycetes; Diversisporales; Gigasporaceae.